Molecule: messenger RNA, 2605 nt
Organism: Centruroides sculpturatus (bark scorpion)
Lineage: Eukaryota; Metazoa; Arthropoda; Arachnida; Scorpiones; Buthidae
Product: protein angel homolog 2-like
Exons: 9
Coding region: 405-2570 (721 amino acids)
Molecular function (GO): 3'-5'-RNA exonuclease activity
Source: RefSeq, a predicted model, not a curated record
AUAUUGUUAAGACCGAACUGCCCUCUAUAGUUCAUUUCCUUCGCUAAUACAAUGAAAUUAUCUUUCAUGCCUAUUGAUUGGUGCAUAUAUCGUCGAUUACGAUUGGCUGUAAGAAAUUAGACUCGUGCGUUUCUACAUCAAGGUUUACUCUCCGCGUUCUAGUGGUAAUUGCAAAUGGAGGAAAAUGUGUAUAUAAAAUUAUUUAAUUGAGCCAUUUCAAAAGUCGUGUUUUAAUUUGCUUCAAAGGGAAAGGAUCUAUAAAAUGAUAUAUAGUGUUCUUUUUUAUUAAACUCUUAUAACUUAAUCUGAAACAUCAUAAUGAUGCGAUUCUUGACGUUUUCUGUUCAAAUUAAACAACAUGUACAGUUAUAUUUGUGUUAUCAUCAAUCAAGAAAGUGAUUUCAAUGAAUAAUCUGAUAAGAUUACAAAAGGGAACCAAUAAAUGUCAACCUCAAAAAUAUUGUACAAAUUCUUAUUCAUCUCUUAAUAAAGGAUGUCAAGAUGCUGUACAGUUAAGUAACUUUGAUUUUGUAAACAAAUGGUUCUAUCCAUUUCCUUUUUAUAAUAGCUUACAACUGUCACAAUUACCUCCCACAAUCUGUGCAUCCAGUCAAUAUUUUUCAUCUUAUAACAAUAAUACAUACAUGGAAGAAGAACAAAGGAAUUAUUUUAAGAAAGAAAGAAAGAAUUUAUCAGAGACAUAUUUUUCAGAAAGCAGUUCUUUUCAACAAACAAAUGAAAAAUUACAGCAAAUGAAUCCCAAUUUUUCCAUCACUAGUACUGGUCUUCCAGUUAGAACUUUUCAUGCAGAAACUUCAAUGAAUGAACAGGUUGAUUUAAAUGAACAAGCAUUAAGGGCUAAAAAAGAAAAAUCAUCAGUAAGACAUGAAGAAACAAAACGAUCACAUAAAAGGCGAGCAAAAAAUAAAAGACGUUCAAGAAAAAGAAGAAGAAAAGAAAGUUUAAAAGAUUAUACAGAUAAUCAAGAUUCACAUUCUCAUCAUAUGGUUGCUGCUGCUUCUAUUAUUCCAACUUCAUCCAACCAGCUAAACUCUCAUUUCAUCACUGAAAAUCUCUGUAGAUCAAUUCGCCAUCUCCGUCAAUGGCAAUACACUUCAUAUGGAAAAAGGCAUUUAUAUUCACGAAGGCAUGGAUUAGAAUUCACAUUAAUGUCAUAUAAUAUAUUGGCGCAAAAAUUGCUGGAGGAUAAUAGCUUACUAUAUUGUCAUUGUGAACCUAACAUUUUAGAUUGGGAAUAUCGUAGCAAAAAUCUCCUUCAGGAAAUUCAAGAAUUGCAAUGUGAUAUAAUAUGUCUUCAGGAAGUCCAAGAUGAUCAUUAUUACAACUUAUUUAAACCAUUUCUUGAAAAUUUAGGAUAUUACUGUCUAUAUAAGAAAAGAACAAGUACCAAUAAAUGGGAUGGAUGUGCCAUUUUCUUCAAAACAAACAUGUUUAGUUUAGUUGAUUAUCAUUUAGUUGAAUUUUAUCGACCUGGAAUACCUCUUCUGGAUAGAGACAAUGUAGCUAUAAUUGCAUUAUUAAAACCUAACUGUGUUCCAACUACCAGUGAUUUGAAACUUUGUAUAGCUACCACACAUCUUUUAUUCAAUCCAAGAAGAGGAGAUGUUAAAUUAGCACAGAUUAGAUUAUUAUUAGCUGAAUUAGAUAAGAUAGCUUUUAAAAGAGUAUCAUCAAAUAAACAACCUAUUUAUUAUCCUAUAGUAAUGUGUGGGGAUAUGAAUAGUGAGCCAUUUUCUCCUUUAUAUAAUUUUAUCAGUAGAGGAAAAUUAGAUUGCAGAGGUUUAAUGAGUGGUGAUAUAUCUGGACAAAAAGAAGGAGCAAGAAAAGGACAGAAAUUAGAUUUUGAUCAGUUAUUGCAUCCAGAACUAGACAUAAAUCAAAAUACUCAGUAUGAAGAAAUUUUUGAAAUUAGAUAUAAAAAAGAUAAUGUAGAACCAGUACAUAAUUUAGAUGAGGAUAAUGCAUGUUCAAUUAAAACUGAUGAUGCUGGAUUAAAUGAAGAAAAUAAACUUAAUCUUUUAGGAACAAAUUGUAAUUUAAUGAAUAAUUCUAAUGAAGAAAAAGAUGAAAAAAAUAUACAGAAUCAAAUAUCUAAUAAUAGUAUUGUUGAAGAUAAUUCUAUCAUUAGAGAAAUUAAUACAAAAGCUAAUAUUACAGUUUCAUCUGACUUAAUGUCAAAUUUAAAAGCAUCUUUAAGUUAUCCAUUUGAGUUACCAUUUCCAAAAUAUAUUCAACAUCAUAUUAAAUUUUUAUCAACUUAUAAACAUUUCUGUGCAAAAGGAUGUCGUGAAAUUACAACACAACACACACGAGCAAACUGUACAGUAGAUUAUAUAUUUUAUUCAGUUAAAGAUAAAUAUUCAUUUAUAAAAAAUAAUAAGUUGGAACACAAAUAUGUAACAGAAGGGGCUCUUCGACUUCUUGCUUGUUACCGUUUGUUAAACGACACAGAAGUGAAAGAAGUAGGUGGAUUACCAAAUGCUUGUCAACCAUCAGAUCAUUUGUCCUUAGUAAAUAAAUUUUUACUAAAAACUGAUUAUGACAUUUAACUUGUUUUAAGAAAAUGUAUCAAGAUUAAUAAAUU